AUGAGAUUUCCUUCAUCUAUUCUACCCCAAGCUGCCUUGAUUUCCGUGGUCGUCCUCUCCGGUGCGUUUGAACAUUUCUGCUAGCAAUUGACAUACAGCCAAUACUUGUCAAACAUGCCGUUUUAUUUAACUGUACACGCUGGCGAUCAUUCAAUGGGCUCGGUAUCUGCUCCUGUCCUAUCCAACUGUAAGAUAUAAUCUCGCAUUUCGACAUCUCGUAAUCAGUCUGCUAAACACAUGCUGAUACAUUUUAAUCUGCCCAUGUCCGCACUAAUUUCAGUACGCACACAAGAAAUUUGCAAAGGUGAUCACACAGAUUGCUUGCCUCUGGCCUACACCACUGGAGAUGAGAGCAACGACGCAAGCUGUCGCGAGGAAUGUGCAAGACAACGAGGUCUGUACUUUCUUCUAAGCGAUUCUCCACUAUUCCCGUUGUAAUUGUACACGUUUUGCGCGGCGUUCGUGAUUACCCGCUCGUCCAGACCACAAAAAGUAAUAAAGCGCUUCUUUCUUUGUCUCAAGCGGGCCUAACUGAGAGGACGACAGCCUACUAUUGUGACGAAUUUGGCCAACCGUGUAGUGUGUACGAAGUCUAUGGAAGAAGAGGCGACGAUAAAAUCUUUGAAAGGCAUGUGAUGUGUGUUCUGAUGUGUCAGUUGGUGGGACAGGGUAAGCAGUGUUGCGAUACUCAUUUCCUUUACGCGAUUUUGCGCUCUGUUUUCGUAUUAAACAAUGUUAAAUAAACAAAUUUGCUCCGGAACUUGGCUUGGUGAAAAGCUGUUCAUUUUGUCUGACCUGUUUAGCGGAGAUCAGCACAUUAAAUCUUCUGCCCUCAAGCCCUCUUAAAUAUGAUUUUACGCCGUUGGUCCGUUCUUUGCCUGGAAAAUUAACCUGGAUUUUCGUAUUUUGCCAAGGUUACUAUGAUCUGAGUAUUUUAACGUUCUAAGUUCAAUGUCUGGACCGUGCCUAAUUUUUGACUGCAUAACAUCUUUAACACACGUCUCUCGAGUGGACCACAUAGAUUUAACAUAUGUACGUCAAAUUUCAUAAGCUUCUUUACAUGCACACGCAAUAAAGAUCAGCACAAUGUUGAACUAUCGAUAUAGGCAUUGAUAGGUUUGACUAGCCAUCAAUUUAUGAUUAAUGUUCUAGUUAGUUACUGUUAGCCUGCUGUUCGGCGAUGCCGUUCCAUCCAGGCUGCGGUGGUUACCAUAUUUCUGGUCAUAUCUAAGGGACAAGUACAAAAUUUGCAAAUGCUGGUCAAUAAGAAUCGUCCUCAAUUCUUUGAUGUUCCUUGUUUGUGACGUAAAUAAUGCCUACUACCAGAAAAUAGGGAGAAAAAAAAUCAACCACAGUUAUUUCACUUUGAUCGAAAAUGACGCAGGCAGUUACUUUUUACGCUGGUGGAGAGCAAUAUAUGUGUGAUUCACAUCGCAAUGUCAUAUUCCUCAGACCAUUAUACUGUUAGCGCUCUAACAUUCUGAAUAUGAUGAUAGGCCCAUGCUGACUUUUACCACAUUCCUGACCAUUAUUGCAGUUGUUGAGUGUCUGACGUCAUUAAGCAGAGUCUAGCAGAUGCGUCUAGUUAACGAAACGAGCCUACGAUUAUGAGCACAUUUAGAAUGACAAAGGGCCCUGUGUUCUGUCACACGAGGCUACUAAAACACGUUGAGUGGUUCGAGGAUUUUCAAAGUGUUCUUAAUUUGCCCUGCUUCAGCUACAAGUAGAAGGUGACUUUCUGCACUUUCAAAAUACUGACAUUUAUUAAAUGCAAGAAUUUUCGAUUCGCGAAACAUUGACGAACGCUCAUUUGACUUGACGGAGAGCAUGCGCUCCUACUGUAUUUGAAUCAAAACCCGCUCAACUCGGUUCACAUUUUUCCUCCGUAUUAUAUAUUCUAUAAACACUCAAUUUUCGGUGAGGACUUUAUGCAUCUCAAAUGAAAUUUGGACUUAAUUCCUAUUUCCGUUCUCAUCGCCUAUGAUUUUGUCAUAUAGCCGCCUAGACGCUACUUUAUGAGGUCUUUGUUCAAAAAAAUUAAUAUUUAAUAUUCCGUAUUUUCAAUGCUGUGUUGGACGCAUUUCACGCUACCUGUAAACGUACGUUACCUCGCACACACGUCACUGCAUAAAUCCACUUGACGUAAACGGAUUUUCAUGUAGCUCAACGUUUACCGCUGCGCCGUCUCUUUACUGAAUCGUACCAUUUCGUUGUUAAGGCGUUUUUCGUUCAGAUGAAAUUCGAUUGGUUUUGAAGGCGCAUACUUCUUGCAUGUUAGAAAUUUUAUCCCUACUGUCUAGUGCCCCCCAAUGUCUUCGGUUGAAUGACAAAGCAUUCCGACCAAUAACGAGCCAGUAGCAAGUACAUUAUUGUUUGACUACGCCUACACGAAUCAAACCGCCAAUCGUUGACCUGUUGAUAAGAAAACUCGAUUUAUUGUGCUAUAGUAAAUAAAACCGAUAUCAUUAAUGCCGUUAGGAGAGCGUCCAGUGUCCUCUAUGACAACCGAUACAGGUAAAGCAAUGAUGAACAUUUAUUUCCUGAGUUAGACUUAUUCACGUUCCUACUGCCCAACGUUUUCGAUUAAAAUGCAUCUUUUUGCUGAUCAGGAGCACCCAGUCUGUUUGCGUUAAAUAACCACUAUACCUUUACAUUACACAGCCUCUUACAAAAUGUGA
Molecule: messenger RNA, 2678 nt
Organism: Spirometra erinaceieuropaei
Lineage: Eukaryota; Metazoa; Platyhelminthes; Cestoda; Diphyllobothriidea; Diphyllobothriidae
Source: the annotation of a GenBank genome assembly